Marmota flaviventris (yellow-bellied marmot) is the source of this 258-nucleotide messenger RNA. RefSeq names its product beta-defensin 43. The record is from RefSeq and is a predicted model, not a curated record. Gene Ontology annotation, biological process: innate immune response. Lineage: Eukaryota; Metazoa; Chordata; Mammalia; Rodentia; Sciuridae. Gene Ontology annotation, cellular component: extracellular region.
AUGAGGGUCUUGCUUUCCGUCCUGGGAGUCCUCAUCUUGUUGUCUGUCGUCCCCCCAGCCAGAAAUUUUUUUUCUAGGACUGGCUGUUCUACAGGAUUCUAUAAUUGCAGGAUGGCUUGCAAAAAAAAUGAAUAUGCAGUUCGAUAUUGUAAGAACUGGACAAUCUGCUGCAAGAUAAAGAAGUCUCAAUUACUUAAGGAAAAAAAGGUGGUGACAAAUCUCAUGCUAUCUUCUUCAGACCCCAAGAAAAGAAACUGA